AUGCGAUCGUUCGCCCCUUAUCUUCUAGGCCUCCUCGGAGCCACCACAGCUUCUUUUGCUUAUGUCGGUCCAGCGGCCUCGGAAGUCGUGUCUCUGACCGAGGACACUUUUGAAGAUUUUAUGGAGGAGCAUGACUUGGUUUUGGCUAACUUUUAUGCGCCAUGGUGUCGUUACUCCCGGAUGUUGGCUCCUAAUUUCGCGGAGGCAGCUACGGAGCUGAAAAAUGACAAUAUUCCCCUGGUCAACGUGGACUGUACGUGGGAGGAGGAUCUAUGUGCUGAAUAUGAUAUUUCUGCCUACCCUACCUUGAUGGUGUUCCGUGGGCCUGGGUUGCAUAAGCCAUACGGUGGUGGUCGUCAAACAGACUCAAUUAUCUCGUAUAUGAUCCAUGAGUCGACUUUCACCGAGCCUAGGUCAGGCUUGCGUGUUCAAAACUAG
Molecule: messenger RNA, 438 nt
Organism: Penicillium paradoxum
Lineage: Eukaryota; Fungi; Ascomycota; Eurotiomycetes; Eurotiales; Aspergillaceae
Exons: 2
Coding region: 1-438 (145 amino acids)
Biological process (GO): response to endoplasmic reticulum stress; protein folding
Cellular component (GO): endoplasmic reticulum
Molecular function (GO): protein disulfide isomerase activity
Source: RefSeq, a predicted model, not a curated record